AUGUUGAAACGAAAACCCUCUAAUGCCUAUGGAGCCAUCGCGCUUUUCUUCUCUCUCAUAUCUCUUCUUCUCACCCUGAUCGUGGUCCUUUCCGGAGUGGGUGGACAUGUAUUGGCGGAAUACUUAACGAUCAAUACAGAAGACCUUAACGUCCCAUCAAGACUAGGCACAUCAUCGCUCCUGAAAGACUUGUCGUCGAUAGGAGGUCAAGACUGGAUUGGAUCAGACACAGAUGCCAAAUCAUUAGGUCUUGCACCUAGCUACAGCCUUAACCUCUUAACGGCAUGUUCUGAAGAUGACGGAUCGACUACAUGCGAGACGCCUAAAAUCGGGUUUAAAUUCGACCCUAGCUCAGAUCUUCGCUUAGAAGGCGUAUCAACCUUCUCCUCGGCGUAUUCCGACGAGCUUCAGUCAUACGGGAAAACCUCAACGUUUCUUGGCGCUGGAUACAUCGUCGGUGCUCUCUUUACGGCCUUGACAUGUCUCUCUAUCAUCGCAUCGUGUUUCCUCCCCAGCGCAGUCAUAUUCGGCCUAUUGACCUCGGGCUUGGCGUUUAUCUUCCUCCUUGCAUCGUCUAUUGUGACCGCUACAAGCUCGAACAAGCUGAAAUCCACAUUCAACGACGCGCUCGGGGAUUCUGGGGUUCACACUGAGACCAGCCCUAGGAUGAUAGGACUUGGAUUCGGAGCCGCGUUUGCAGUCGUGGUCGCACUUGUCCUGAUGUCCCUCCAGUUGAAAGCUUCGCGUUCUCAACGACAACAACAAGGUAGUUUCGAAGACAAGAACGGGUUUCCGGAGGACCUAGUACCGAAUUCCGGCCUAAUGAGAAGAGUAACCACCUGGAACCGCCACAAAUACAUGGAAGUCGAGAAACAGAAGCCCGUUCUCCACCGCGGCGCUUCCCCCGAAGACGACAGACGGGGCCUCAUCGCGACUGUGGAAGAUGACUUCUCACAUGACUACCCUAGCGAUCUCGCUACAGGGCCUGUGCAGAAGAAGUACAACCGCCAUAGCAGAAACCCGAGCGCCGCUUACGAUCCAUUUGCGAGUACGGCGUACGGAUCGCAAGUGAACACAACCUAUGAUCCGCAUAAGCCUCCCGUAUUCAUCUGA
This is a messenger RNA of Annulohypoxylon maeteangense, 1113 nucleotides long. RefSeq lists its product as uncharacterized. The transcript has 2 exons. The coding region runs from base 1 to 1113 and encodes 370 amino acids. Gene Ontology annotation, cellular component: cell cortex of cell tip; plasma membrane. Gene Ontology annotation, biological process: fungal-type cell wall organization. NCBI's taxonomy places the organism in Eukaryota, Fungi, Ascomycota, Sordariomycetes, Xylariales, Hypoxylaceae. The record is from RefSeq and is a predicted model, not a curated record.